UGCACUGUUCAGCGGACAACUCGAGGGAUGUGACUCGAUCGUGUAAGACUUUUGUUCUCGUCGAUAGAAGGCGGUGUUUUCUUUGUGUUCUAUCUGUUUAAAAAAAAAACACUUCGAAUUAACUAAACUGGAAGUCAACAUGGUCACUGUUGACAAACCAACCGCAUUUUGAGGAAACGCGUCGCCAAAGUAAAGCGGAAGUAAGACAUUCGGCACGUCAACACCGCAGCCAUCUUUCCCCGGGCAAAGCGGACCGUGUAAACGUUCAAGAAAACAGGCGCGAGGAUUUCUGUGGAUGUCAAUGUCUAGCCCCGUGCGGAAUUCAUACAAAACCAUGCAAUAGAAACACCGAAAACAGCAUUUACGAGCCGAAACCAAAGAUGCCCGACUCAUGUGCAGCGUGGGGAUGCACAAACCGACGCACUGUGCAAAGUAAAUGUCAAGGAAUUACCUUUCACAGGUUUCCCAAAAAGAAGGACUUGAGGAGGCAGUGGGAAGUGGCAGCAAGGAGGAGAGGCUUCUCCGCCACCAAGUCCUCUGUCCUUUGCAGCGAACACUUCAAACCGGAGGACAUCGAUGCCACGGGCCAGACUGUCAGGAUUAGGGAGGGAGCGAAACCGUCUGUUUUCAGCUUUCAGUCUCCUCUCCAAAAACCAGUGUUUACCAGAACAACACAAACCUCCAAAAAGGCUCAAGAGUCAUUGGCAUCUGUGACUUCAGGAAAUGUACGGCCGACUGAACCACCGCCAUCACUCCCUCCUCCUGAUGUUGACCACUGCUACGCGCUGCCUGCGUCUCCAGCGGGUCUAAAGGCCCGACUGAUGGACGCUUUAGCGAGGGUGGAGAGUCUGGAGCGCGAGCUUCGGAACAUGAAGGACAGAGAGCGCCGAGCCAAGAACACCGUCUUCGGACUUUUGGAGGAUCUGAGGGAUAAGAACCUCAUCAAUGAAGAGCUCAAAGAGAAGCUGGAUUUAUACUCGGACCUUCCAGUCCACCUGCUGUCCAAACAGGGCAACGACUACACAAAAGACCAGCGGGAGUUUGCCCUCACUCUCCACUUACACGGUCCGAAAGCAUAUAACUACCUGAGAAAGUCUCUCCACCUCCAACUGCCCCAUCCACACACACUACAAAGGUGGAUGAGCUCCAUUGAUGAAAAGCAUGGCCUUGAGUCAACGUCGGUAAAAAUGACAAAAGAAGAAGAAGAGGAGGAUGAAAGUGAGACCCUCACUGAGGCAGAGACAGACAUUCAGCAAAAUCCUCUCACACAAAGCAUAAUAGUGUGUCUAAAAGAUGUCGACGCGGAGCCCCUGGCAGAAGAUAACAUGGGAGUAUCUUAAACCUGUUCUGCAGUAUAUAUAUAUUUUUUUAAUACACAAAUUCUGAAAUGCACAAAGACUGUUCAUAGGUUUGCAAACAUUUUCUUGUUGGAUGUUUUUUUUUUUUGUAUCACAGAAUUAAAGUGAAGCUCAG
This is a messenger RNA of Syngnathoides biaculeatus (alligator pipefish), 1473 nucleotides long. RefSeq lists its product as uncharacterized. Bases 381 to 1340 code for a protein of 319 amino acids. The transcript is spliced from 6 exons. The record is from RefSeq and is a predicted model, not a curated record. NCBI's taxonomy places the organism in Eukaryota, Metazoa, Chordata, Actinopteri, Syngnathiformes, Syngnathidae.